AUCACGAAGCUGGCACUUAUGAAAAGAAAAUUCAAAAUAAAUUAGCUGAAAAAAACCAUUGCGAAUCAAACACAUCAGAUCACUGUUUGGGAUAGUCAGUCUUUAAAAAAUGUAUUCCGAUAGGUCUGAGGGUUCGAGAGGUUCCGGAUACGCACAGUUUUCAGCUAUCAGCAGUUCAAUUGAUUCAAAACAGAGCAUAGCGAUAUACACGGUCAUUUCCAAUUCAACUUCAACUACAUAUGAUAAAAUUUCAGAGGGCUUUUAUGACAGACAGACUGGUAAAUUCAUAACACCAAAAUCGGGCCGACAGGGGAAACUUCCUAGAAUUAAAGAUGAUAAUCCUGAUCAUGUAGAACAGAAAAACUCCAACAGUAACCAAGAACAUACUAAAGACUCCAAACGUCCAUGUAUAAUUGUGAUCCUGUCAGUGAUUGCCGUUGUUAUAUCAACUACUGUUGCAACUAUUGCGGUCCUGUACCUUCAAGGACAAGAUUCUCCCAACGAUAACGGAAAUAUGUUGCGCCUUAACCGAAGCUAUCUAAGAAGAAUUAAUGGAACCGAAAUCUUCAGUGACUGCAAAGAUCUAAAGCUGUUUGGAAACGAUAGUGAUGGGCUUUACACUGUAUACCCCGACCCACUUACAGAGACGCCAGUCGUCGUGUACUGUGAUAUGACAACGGACGGUGGAGGAUGGACGGUGUUCCAACACAGACGAGACGGGUCUGUUAAUUUCUAUCGUCAAUGGGACAGUUACAAGAAUGGCUUUGGAGUGGCAUCAGGAGAGCAUUGGAUUGGUAACGACAAUCUUCACAAGCUUACUACUUUAGGAACCACUGACUUGUAUGUUCGUCUAGAAGCAUUCAGUGGACUCUGGUAUUACGCCAAAUACGGCGACUUUAAAGUGGCUGAUGAAUCCGAUGGCUACAGACUGAGUCUUAAAGCCGGGUCGUAUGAAGGAAAUGCUGGCGACGGCAUGGACAAUCAUGGAAGUACAGAUCCAAGUGGCAUGCAAUUCAGCACCAUUGACAGGGAUAACGAUAACGCCCCCGCGCGGUGUACUUUUGCUCGCCAGGGGGCGUGGUGGUAUAACGUUUGUACGCUGACAAACCUGAAUGGGAUUUAUGGGAACGGAACCUGUUUGACAACUGAAACAUGUAACUUUUGGUAUCUAAUAAGUUCAAGCUAUGUCGGUGUGAAAACUUCCUAUAUUAUGGUUCGGCGUUUAGAAAAUCAAUUUUAUUGUGCAUCGUGUAAGUCCAGUAAAUGAUCUGAUGUUUGUCCUGUAUCUUCAUUAUUAUUCCGAUGGUUUAGGAAUAGUUUUCAUUUAUUGUUUUAGGUAGUUUUUUAAAUUACAAACUUUUUUGUUUUUUUUUAUAUUAUAACAAAAAUGUGUAUUAUAUUCAUUGUAUUGUUAUCUAUACAUUCAUAUAUAAAUUAAUGUUAUAUGAUCAAUUAAGUAUUUCUAUUAAUAUUUCAUUGUGUCUUACAUCAGACAUGCAAUUCUAGUUAAAAUGCCUCGUAUCAUGUUCAGUUAUUUGUUGUUUACCUAUCAAAAACCUAUUAUUGACGUGAUUCACCAAAUCAUUUACAUGUUCUGAAUUAUCGUUCGUGUUUUGACACUACCCCCGUUCAUUGUUUACAUUUUUACGAAAUCAAUUUAUUUGCUUUGACACGUUAUUCGAUCGAGUAAAUGCAUGAUAUUUGUUUAAAACAUCUUUAUAUUUACAAAAUUAAUCAUCCUGUUCAGUUCCAUGCCAUUUUAAUGCUCUUUCCGCGAGAUAAUCGUCAUUUUACCGCUCAAAAAUUUCUAUGUACGGAAUAUGCUUCACAAACCGCUUCACUCUUCAACAUGCAACGUAUUCUGACACUUAUUUUUGUGUUAGCAACAUUUCUUAAUUUUUUGUUAUAUCAUGUAUUAUUGUAUUUAGAUGCUGACCACUAUUUUCCCGUAUUUUUACCUCAGUGUGAUCAGUGAUUGCUUUUAUCGGUCACCUUGAUUGAUGAACUAUGUCUUCAUAGCGAGCUUCCGUAUUCAAGUGUAUCGCUACGCGCACUACUUCAGAAGGUGUUUAAUUUCAAUUUAUUUAAAGUGUAAAAUAUUGCAAGGAUGUGUAUUAAGGCUAUAUGCGUAUUUUGACAUAGAAAUAUGUGUCCGUGUUAUUAAAUUAAUCCUGACAAGGCUUUGUAUAGGAAUAACAUGUUUUUUAUUAUUUAAAAUUUAAAAAUAAAAUAUUUUAAAUAUGCUUGUUCGGAAAUAUAGGAUACUUGUCCGGAAUGUCCAUGAUCCGUACAGAUUUCUGAUUAGUUGUUUGUGUCCAGAUAGAAAAGGACAAGUAUUCCUUGUUUGGAGAAGGUUAUACAUAUAUACUAGUUCCAGCAGCAGUAUCACUUGAACACUCGUUCACAUCCCGUUUGGUUAAGCACUCAUAAGUUCAAAUAGGUUAUUCAUUUUUAUAACGAGUUGUCCGGAUGUCCAGAUAAGGCUGACUGAAUUAUUUACAAUUUACUGGAAAUUAUGAGGACUUAAUUAGCAUACCUACACUGUAGUACAAAUGGGGAGGGGGUUUGAUUUUACCAGAUAGAAUUAGACUGCGUGUUUUGACUAAAGCUUCCCGAUCGGUGCAAGUUUAUGCAUUUAAUAUUUAUUAAUUCAGUACAAUUCCUAUACGCUGUUUAUAGUUGAUACUGAGCUUGGAAACGACAAAUCCGUCAGAUACGAGAACUUGUAGCAUUAUAUUUUCUUUUUGAAGAGUUUUUGAAACGUUGAUAGCCCCGGGUUUCGGGUUGUAUUGUUUGAAAUGGUCAGCAUCUUUGUCUGUGUUGUGAUAUUUAUAUAUUUAGCCAUCCUGAAUAAAUUGAUGUGUGUUA
Molecule: messenger RNA, 2868 nt
Organism: Magallana angulata
Lineage: Eukaryota; Metazoa; Mollusca; Bivalvia; Ostreida; Ostreidae
Product: microfibril-associated glycoprotein 4-like
Exons: 11
Coding region: 110-1267 (385 amino acids)
Source: RefSeq, a predicted model, not a curated record